Episyrphus balteatus (marmalade hoverfly) is the source of this 1299-nucleotide messenger RNA. It is a transcript of the gene Rpn9, whose product is annotated as 26S proteasome non-ATPase regulatory subunit 13. The transcript is spliced from 7 exons. Bases 49 to 1194 code for a protein of 381 amino acids. The record is from RefSeq and is a predicted model, not a curated record. Gene Ontology annotation, biological process: ubiquitin-dependent protein catabolic process. Gene Ontology annotation, cellular component: cytosol; nucleus; proteasome regulatory particle, lid subcomplex. NCBI's taxonomy places the organism in Eukaryota, Metazoa, Arthropoda, Insecta, Diptera, Syrphidae. Gene Ontology annotation, molecular function: structural molecule activity.
CAAAAAAGAAAAAAAAGCAGAAUCAACUUUUUUACGAAAGUCAUCACGAUGGCGUCCAACGCAAAUGUUUCCACAUAUUUAUCAACUCAAAAGAAAACUACAAAUAAAGAAUUAGCAUCCGAAUGGACAACAAUUGAAGAUCUUUAUAAUGAAAAACUUUGGAAUGAACUUACAAUCAAAUUGAUUAAAUUUAUUCGUCAUGAAUCUCUCCAGGAUGAGGAUUCACUAUUACAAUUGUAUCAGAACUUCAUAUCGUCGUUUGAAAUGAAAAUCAAUCCUUAUGGCUUGGUUGAAAUGCUAGAAGUUGUUGUUGAGCAUAUUGCAGAUAAAAAAGAAGCAAUUGCAUUUUUAGAAAAACUCAAAGACAAAGUCAAAAUCUGCGAUGAAGCUAUUUGGUAUAUUCAGGUUCUUCAAGGUAAUAUCUAUCUGACAAACCUUAAAGAUUUGGAAGCAACUAAAAAGAUCAUCGAGGAACUGAGAGAAGUUCUCGAAGAAGCUGGAAAUGUUACUCCAGUUCAUGGAAAGUACUAUCUUUUAGCUUCUCAAUAUUAUGGACGUGUUGGCCAACACAGUGAUUAUUAUCGUUGUGGUCUGCAGUUCUUGGGAUGUUCUCUAGAAAAUUAUCCCAAAGAGGAAUGGGCUCAACAGGCUUUCUUUCUGGGAUUGGCUGCUCUUUUGGGUGAUGGAGUCUACAAUAUUGGAGAACUUCUUGCUCAUCCCAUUUUGGAAUCACUUAAAGGAACUGAAAAUGAAUGGGUCGUGGAACUUCUUAAAGCAUUCAAUUUUGGUGACAUUGAAAAAUUCAAUUCAAUGAAACCAGUUUGGAGUAAAAUUCCAGACUUGGCUGAUAAGGAGAUUAAACUUCGUCAAAAAAUCUCUUUAUUGUGUUUAAUGGAAAUGACAUUCAAACGAUCGGCUAUACAAAGAGCGAUUUCUUUUGAAGACAUUGCAAAAGAAACUCAAUUACCAAUCAAAGAAGUUGAACUUUUGGUAAUGAAGGCUUUAGCACAGGGACUAGUUCGUGGAGAAAUUGAUGAAGUUGCAGGAGUAGUUAAUAUGUCUUGGGUGCAACCACGAGUUCUCGACCGAAAACAGAUUGCGAAUAUGGCAACAACAUUAGACGUUUGGAUGCAAUCGAUUACUUCAAUGGAAAAACUAAUGGAACUGCGAGCUGCAGAUAUACUUACGAAUUAAUUAAAUCCAUUUUCAUUUGUCCCAUAAAUUUUUUUUAAACAAAAAUUAUAUAAAAAGAAAAAAUACUGUAAGCCAAUUUGCAUUCGAAACAAAUUACAAAAAAAA